GAAGAACUUGGGUUUCUGGCCUUUAAAGUUGGUGAGACUCAGAGUGUGGGCCCAGGCCUUCUUUAGCAAGGCCCUCCAGUCCCCACCCUUUCCUGGCUGCCCUGGGUGAAGAGAGACAUAAAAGGGCUCUGUUUCCUGGAGGAAGAGCAGGAGCAAGAGAAUUCUAGCUGCCCCGACCAUGAGCUCCAUCCUGCUGCCAGCCCUCCUAGGCCUCACCUUCAUGCUGCCCCCAAUGGAGGCCCUGACCUGUCAGGCAGGAAUAUGGGAAGCUGUGAAGAAAACAUCAGAAAUGCCCUUGAGGUGGACAGCUGAAGAGGAGUCCUGCAAGGAAGGGUGGGGUUGCCAAGAUUCGCUGAUGCUCAUUGAGAAUGGACCCCAAGUGUUCUUAGAGCUCAGCAAGGGCUGUACCCAGGAGGAGGAUCAUGAAGCCCGUAUCACCCAGCACAGGAAAAGCCCUGGCCUCUCUGUCGUCUCCUACACCCGUGUGUGCCGCCACAAGAACCUCUGCAAUGAUCUCUCCUCCACCCGCCCUGUCUGGACCUUGCCCACCUUUGCAGUCCCAGGGUCAGUGCGGUGCCCAGUCUGCUUUUCUGAGGAAGGCUGUAAAUCUGCAACAGAGCUGACCUGCCCCAUUGGGAACACACACUGCUACAAUGGGGUCCUGCAGCUCAGGGGAAUUGGCAUCCACACCAAUCUGAAAGUCCAGGGGUGCAUGUCCCAAGCAGCCUGCAACCUGCUGAAUGAGACUCAGGAAAUCGGGGCCUUGUCUGUGCGUGAAAAGUGUGAUUCAGAUGGAGUGAAGGCCCUGACCUGUGAGUUUGGAAGACUGACAAUUGUGAGGAAAGCAUCAGAACUGCCCGUGAGGUGGACAACUGGCCAGGAGUCCUGCAAGGAAGGCUGGGGUUGCCAAGAUUCGUUGAUGCUCAUUGAGAAUGGACCCGAAGUGUUCCUAGCGCUCAUCAAGGGCUGUACCCAGAAGGAGGAUCAUGAGGCCCGUGUCACCCAGCACAGGGAAGGCCCUGGCCUCUCUGUCGUCUCCUACACCCGUGUGUGUCGCCACAAGAACUUUUGCAAUGACCUCACCUCCACCGACCCUGUCUGGACCCUACCCACCCCUGCAGUCCCAGGGUCGGUGCGGUGCCCAGUCUGCUUUUCUGAGGAAAGCUGUGAAUCUGCAACAGAGCUGACCUGCCCCAUUGGGCACACGCACUGCUACAAUGGGACCCUGCAGCUCAGGGGAGUUGGCACCUUCACUGAUCUGAAAGUCCAGGGAUGCAUGUCCCAAGCAGCCUGCAACCUGCUUAAUGACACUCAGGAAAUCGGGGCUUUGUCUGUGAGUGAAAAGUGUGAUUCAGACGGAGUGCAGGCCCUGACCUGUCAGGCAGGAACACUGAGGGCCGUGAGGAAAACAUCAGAACUGCCCUUGGAGUGGACAACAGGAGAGGAAUUCUGCAAGGAUGGCUGGGGUUGCCAAGAUUCGCUGAUGCUCAUUGAGAAUGGACCCCAAGUGCUCCUAACGUUCAUCAAGGGCUGUACCCAGAAGGAGGAUCAUGAGGCCCGUGUCACCCAGCACAGGAAAGGCCCUGGCCUCUCUGUCGUCUCCUACACCCGUGUGUGUCGCCACAAGAACCUCUGCAAUGACCUCUCCACGUCCCUCCCUGUCUGGACCCUGCCCACUUCUGAAGUGCCAGGGUCAGUGCGGUGCCCAGUCUGCUUUUCUGAGGAAGGCUGUAAAUCCGCAACAGAGCUGACCUGCCCCGUUGGGAACACACACUGCUACAAUGGGGUCCUGCAGCUCAGGGGAGUUGGAACCUUCACUGAUCUGAAAGUCCAGGGGUGCAUGUCCCAAGCAGCCUGCAACCUGCUGAAUAACACUCAGGAAAUCGGGGCCUUGUCUGUGAGUGAAAAGUGUAAUUCUGAUGGAGUAGAGGCCCUGACCUGUCAUUCUGGAACUAUCACGACUGUGAGGAAAACAUCAGAACUGCCCUUGAGGUGGACUUUUGAGGAGGAGACCUGCAAGGAAGGCUGGGGUUGCCAAGAUUCGCUGAUGCUCAUUGAGAAUGGACCCAAAGUGUUCCUAGCACUCAGCAAGGGCUGUACCCAGAAGGUGGAUCAUGAGGCCCGUAUCACCCAGCACAGGGAAGGCCCUGGCCUCUCUGUCGUUUCCUACACCCGUGUGUGUCGCCACAAGAACUUCUGCAAUGAUCUCUCUUCCACCCGCCCUGUCUGGACCCUGCCCCCCUCUGCAGUCCCAGGGUCCAUGCGGUGCCCAGUCUGCUUUGCUGAGGAUGGCUGUAAGUCUGCAACAGAGCUGACCUGCCCCGUUGGGCACACACACUGCUACAAUGGGGUCCUGCAGCUCAGGGGAGUUGGCAUCCUCACCGAUCUGAAAGUCCAGGGAUGCAUGUCCCAAGCAGCCUGCAACCUGCUUAAUGAGACUCAGGAAAUCGGGGCCUUGUCUGUGAGUGAAAAGUGUGAUUCUGUCGGAGUCCCACGUCCGGAUGGAAAAGCUGUCCCCAACCUGCAGUCUUCGGCUCCUCUGACCUGUCAAAAGGGGAUCAUGCUUCAGAUGAAAGAAAACCUGACUCAGAACCCCUUGCCUUGGGACACAUUUUCAACCAUAACAUGUGAUUUGAAGGAGGUGUGUCAGGAGACACUGCUGCUCAUAGAUGUAGGACCUAAAUCACUCAUGGUGGGGAGCAAAGGCUGCAGCAAGACUGAGACACAGAAUUCCACCACUAUCUCCAUCCACUCGGCGCCCCCUGGAGUGCUCGUCGCCUCCUAUGCCCAUUUCUGUUCCUCCGAUGGGUGCAACAGGGCCACAAGUAGCAGUGUCCUGCUGAACUCCCUCCCUCCUCCAGCUGCCCCUGCCCCAGGAGGCCUGCAGUGUCCUGCCUGUGUGCAAUUCGGUGGAUCCUGUUCAAACUCUGUAAACGUCAUGUGCCCUCCUGGUACCACUCAUUGUUAUAAUGGCUACCUCAAUCUCAAAGGAGGUGGGCUGUCUGCUAUAUUUAGCAUUCAGGGCUGCAUGGCCCAACCUUCCAGCUCCUUGUUGAACCACGCCAAAAAUAUUGGGCAGUUCAUCGCAAGUGAGGGUGCUGAGAAUGAAGAUGAGGAAGAUAAGGUUCGCCAAAGUGGGGCUGUUCCUGUUCGCUGCCUGGCUUGGGUGGUGGGGCUGGGGAUAUCCUUUGCCCUUUGGUGUGGGAUAACCUCCCACUGACUCCAUUUACCCAUGAUUUUUCUCCCCUACUUACCCCCUAAAUACAGCCCUCCCUCUGACCUCAUAACCAAACACUGAGUUGUUUUCCCAUCUUCUCUGUGAAUUCUCAUACACACACAUACACAUACUUUGUGAUCUGAUAACAAGAUAUGGAAGAGCCUGGGAGUAGCUGCACUGUUCUUACAGCCACAUGUAUCUAAUAAAUAAAGAAAUCAUCUUUUUUCCC
This is a messenger RNA of Myotis davidii, 3446 nucleotides long. RefSeq names its product CD177 molecule (gene CD177). NCBI's taxonomy places the organism in Eukaryota, Metazoa, Chordata, Mammalia, Chiroptera, Vespertilionidae. The transcript has 21 exons. Gene Ontology annotation, biological process: leukocyte cell-cell adhesion; regulation of integrin-mediated signaling pathway; positive regulation of neutrophil degranulation. Gene Ontology annotation, cellular component: plasma membrane raft; plasma membrane. The coding region runs from base 179 to 3220 and encodes 1013 amino acids. The record is from RefSeq and is a predicted model, not a curated record.